Erinaceus europaeus (western European hedgehog) is the source of this 3916-nucleotide messenger RNA. It is a transcript of the gene KICS2, whose product is annotated as KICSTOR subunit 2. Gene Ontology annotation, cellular component: KICSTOR complex. Lineage: Eukaryota; Metazoa; Chordata; Mammalia; Eulipotyphla; Erinaceidae. The transcript is spliced from 3 exons. The record is from RefSeq and is a predicted model, not a curated record. Bases 131 to 1468 code for a protein of 445 amino acids. Gene Ontology annotation, biological process: cellular response to glucose starvation; protein localization to lysosome; negative regulation of TORC1 signaling.
CGUCCUGGAGGCCGCGCGCUUCACGAGUUCGGCGUAAGCGUCGGUCACGCGCACGCACGCGCACGUUGCCGAGAACCCGGAAGUGUGAGGGAGAGGCGAACCACGUGGGUGGAGCUGGCGCGCAGCUCGCAUGGGGGAAUCUAUCCCGCUGGCCGCCCCGGUCCCGGUGGAACAAGCCGUGCUGGAGACCUUCUUCUCUCACCUGGGUAUCUUCUCUUACGACAAGGCCAAGGACAAUGUGGACAAGGAACGAGAGGCCAGCAAGAGCGCGGGGGGCAGCUGGCUGUCGCUGCUGGCGGCCUUGGCCCACCUGGCUGCGGCCGAGAAGGUCUAUCACAGCCUCACCUACUUGGGGCAGAAACUAGGGGGCCAGUCCUUCUUUAGCAGGAAGGACUCCGUCCGAACUAUCUAUACGUCCCUGCAUAAUGAGCUGAAGAAAGUGGUGACUGGCCGUGGGGCCCUGGGUGGAACUGUACCUCAUGUAGAAGAACUCCUGUCUCACCUGUCAGAGCAGCUCUGCUUCUUUGUUCAGGCUCGGACGGAGAUUGCAGACUUCUAUGAAAAGAUGUAUACUCUCAGCACCCAAAAGUUUAUCAAUGCUGAAGAGCUUGUUGGCCUUUUAGACACCAUCCUCAAGAAAUACAGCUCCAGAUUUCACCACCCCAUCCUCAGUCCUUUGGAAAGCAGUUUCCAGCUGGAAGUUGAUGUCUUGAGUCAUCUUCUAAAGGCCCAAGCUCAGAUCUCAGAGUGGAAGUUCCUCCCGUCUCUGGUUAACUUACACAGUGCUCACACUAAACUGCAGACCUGGGGUCAAAUUUUUGAAAAGCAGCGGGAGACCAAGAAACAUCUGUUCGGAGGACAAUCUCAGAAGGCUGUUCAACCCCCACACCUUUUCCUUUGGCUGAUGAAACUCAAAAACAUGCUACUUGCCAAAUUUAGCUUUUACUUUCAUGAAGCGCUGAGCAGACAAACGACUACUUCAGAAAUGAAGACAUUGACUGCUAAAGCCAACCCAGACCUUUUUGGAAAGAUUUCCAGCUUCAUCAGGAAAUAUGAUGCCGCCAAUGUGUCCUUAAUCUUUGACAACCGAGGUUCCGAGAGCUUUCAGGGUCACGGCUAUCACCACCCACAUUCCUACAGAGAGGCUCCUAAGGGUGUGGACCAGUACCCAGCUGUGGUGUCUCUGCCCAGUGACAGACCUGUCAUGCACUGGCCCAAUGUCAUCAUGAUCAUGACGGACCGAACAUCUGACCUAAACAGCCUGGAGAAAGUGGUCCACUUCUAUGAUGAUAAAGUUCAAAGCACCUACUUCUUAACCCGCCCGGAACCCCACUUUACUGUUGUCGUCAUUUUUGAGUCAAAGAAAUCGGAGAGAGACUCCCACUUUAUUUCCUUCCUCAAUGAGAUCUCACUUGCCCUUAAGAACCCCAAGGUUUUUGCAAGUCUGAAACCUGGAUCUAAAGGUUAACUGGUGAUUUGUGUGAAAGAUUCUCAAGACUGGAAAUUCUUUUCUCACUUGCUCUAAUGGCCUAUAGUGAUUUGCAAUAGCAUUUUCAGUCCUUUUUCAGAGCUAAACUAAAAAACAAUUCUAACUGUGCUACACACUGAACAAUUAAGAAUAAAUGUAUCUAGAGAGCAAUCUAGGAAGUGAUCAUGGCUACUGUAUAUCUCUGUGUUUUAGCAAAGUAUUUUCUCCUGCUUUCCUGUAUUUCAUGUAGACAAUAUUUAUUGGACUUUGAUCUUUCUUUCAAGAUGCUUUAUAUUAUUCUAAAUAUUGUGUUCUAAUGCAGUUCUAAACACAGUCUUUUCUUCCCCCUUGUCCUGGUUGAGUAAUUGGGAUGAGAUAUUAAAUGACCUUUUUAGAACUAAGAAUUGUAUGAUUCCUGUCUCAGAAAAUACCACAUUAACAAAGUUGUUAGUUUUAUUAUUAUGAUUAUAAAUCAGUAGUUUUGAUGCCCAAAUUAAGCUCUUGGUGAGAAAUUUCUAGUAUUACAGGAUUAGAAGGUGGACGAGAGUGGUGGCUUAACAUUAAUCAGUCUGGAAAGUACUCAGAAAGCUUUUCUGUUCUUUUGGAAUAAUCUACACAUCUAACUGCUUUUGUUUUAACUCUACAAAGUUUGGUCUUUCCCAUAAUAUUUCAGAGACAGCAUAGGCCAUUACGUGGUGUUUCUUCAUUCUUCAGCAUAUUAUAUGAUUGGCUUUCUGUGUAUCACCUUCCUGCUGAAAUGUAUGUUAAUGUUUGGUUCCACUUCCUGGUUAUUUUCAAGCUGAGAAAGCAUGCAGUCUUAGCUUGUCAGACACUUUAAAAUAUUCACUCAUGUUAGCCUACUUUUGUAAAAUCAGAAUGAGUUCCUUGUACUUGCUUAAAAAAAUCAAUUGUACAUUCAAAAGACUUCUUCAUAGUUGAGUAAUCAAUUCAGUACUUAAGCACGUCUGAACUUGGGUUUCAUUCCUGUCUUCAAAUUAUUUUUAUAAGCAGUGACAUAUCUCAGCACAUGCUGCCUUAACACUCUUCUUCAGUUGGUGUUCAAGUACAUACAUCAGAAAAGGCAUAAUGGACUGUGCAGACCUUCACUUCUAGACUAUUGAUUCAGAAUGAGAAAUAAGCCACCAAGAGUAAUUGAGCUGUUAGUAUUUGAGAGCUCCUUCAAAGCUUGUGUGCAACAUCAUGGUCAAGUAGUUCAUAGUUUCUCUGUGACUGCAUGGAUUCACAGAAUGGGUGGCCACAGCUGGUGCACUGGCAGCGUUUGCAUAGACCAGAGGGCUGCCCACCCCCAUUCUGUGUCUGUGUGGGAGGCCUACUCACCUUAGUCUGGACUCCCUAGGGGAAGAACCCAGUGGUCUAUUUUCUGGGGAAGAACAUGUGUUUUAUUUUUUUCUCUCUUUAAAAAAAUAUUUAUUAUUUAUUCCCUUUUGUUGCCCUUGUUGUUGCAUCCUUGUUGUGGUUAUUGUUGAUGUCAUUCGUUGUUGGAUAAGACAGAGAGAAAUGGAAAGAGGAGGGGAAAACAGAGGGGGAAAGAAAGAUAGACACCUGCAGACCUACUUCACUGCUUGUGAAGCAACUCCCCUGCAGGUGGGGAGCUGGGAGCUCGAACCCGGAACCUUACUCCGGUCCUUGCGCUUUGUUCCACCUGCACUUAACCCGCUGUGCUACCGCCCGACUCCCGUUAUUUUUCUUUCUUAAAUAAUGAUUUGUAAAAAGCCAGUUCACUUUAAAAUUUUUAUACACUCAGGUUCUAUAAAACUCAACAGACUUUACAACAUCAACCUUACAUAAAGAUCGAAAACAGUUGGAACAAAAAAGUCAAAUAAUUUCCCCUCCCUUUUGUGUUUUGCCAAGAUGCUGAAAAAUCUUUGGUGUGCAUUUUUUUUCUCCCCUUGUAUGAAACCACCACUAGCCUUAACAAGAGGGUUUCCCAUUUAUCUAAAAGAAAAAUAUGCUUUAGUGGGAUAUAAAGAAUAAUGUAAAUAAAACAUAUAUACAAUAUCUAGAGAACCUCUCCUUGCCCAGAGUAUAUUUGAAGUGUAUAUUUAGCUUUGAACACAUUUUAAUUUAAGCCAAGAAAAAGUGUCGCUUUACUCUGAUGUAUGUACUCUAAAAUCAGUAAUGGAAUGAUCUUUAGAGUCCAUGUUUUGCUAAUAGGAAGGAUGAAAGCUACAUAUUUUCCAUAGACUGCCUACUUUGAAGUUUGUUUCUAAACCACAGUUUGAUCAUUUUUUGAGUGUAACCUGGAGUGUCAUCAACAGUUCACUGAGUUUGCCAGCAAGUCCAUCCAAGAGCAUUUCAUAUAAGCAUGUUGUCUGGAUACAGGGUGAUUGUUUACAGCUUUGUCCUCUCUUGGGUCCAACUGCUAUCUGACUAUGUCAUUUUAGGGAGUGUGUGGAAAUAAAACAUAAUUCUUAACUCUGGAGCCAA